This is a messenger RNA of Cryptococcus wingfieldii CBS 7118, 1473 nucleotides long. RefSeq lists its product as hypothetical. The record is from RefSeq and is a predicted model, not a curated record. The coding region runs from base 1 to 1473 and encodes 490 amino acids. The transcript has 2 exons. NCBI's taxonomy places the organism in Eukaryota, Fungi, Basidiomycota, Tremellomycetes, Tremellales, Cryptococcaceae.
AUGUCCCAGUCUAUCCUCUUGCCCGCGUACUCUCCCAACCACGCGUUCUCCUCUCCCGACCCCACUCCGCUGCGCGACCUGGCGUUCUCUGUGGCUGAGGCUGCUCUCCAGCCGGACCCCAACUCGCCUUCGCUUCACAUGAGCAUGCCCAAGAUGCCCUCCCCUUCAGAACUCGUUCGUUCCGGGGGCUGGCCCGCCCCUGCUGCGAGUUUCGACCGCGACGAGUGGGUGCAUGACGACUGGACGCAGAAGGCUGUUCGCAAGUCUGCGUGGGAGGCCAAUGGCUACGAGCGACGAGUCUUGAUUCGAUCUUCCGAUGAUAACGCGAUGUCGUCUCCUCCCGUCUCCCCCUCGUCCUACAACUUUUCGCUUCCUCCCAACUCGCCUUUGGCAAAGUCGGUCGCGAGCCAGGGCUACUAUUCUCCCACCGCGGCGACCUUUUCGGGUCUCGACCAGACGCGUCCUCCCCCCGAGUUCAAGCCUCGUCUCUCCGCCAUCGAGCGAGACUCCAAGGCCAAGAACGACGCGCCCAAGCAUGCGAGGACCCAGUCUGCGUUGCCUCUCUCUGGAAACAAGGAGAACAAGGCGUCUACCAGCAGGAUGCGUCUGCCUAGCCUUGCCGAGAUCCAGGCCAAGAUGACUUUCGGUUCACCCUCUCGUCAGUCCCCUCACAGGGCGCCCGUCGUCCGUAUGGACAGCCAAGAAUCCAUCGAGGUGAUCAAAACGCCUACUGAAGAGUGCCCCGCUCCUCGUCUCGAAGCCCGGCUCGCGCUUUCCUCCAUCCUCAACCGCCGCCCCUCUACGCCACCAAACACCGAGUCUGGGGCUCCGAUGUCUCCCACCAAAGAGUCUCGAUUGGCGCCAUUCCUGCGCGAGCGUACCAGCGGCAGGCUCUCUGGCAGGCCGGUGUCGAUGCCCCCCAUGACGUUUUCUGCCGACCAGCUGGCUUCGCUCGCUGCCAUUGGCAACGGUCGUUCUUCUACCCCUCCUCAGAGACCUGCUCUUACCAUUACUCCCCCCAAGGAGCGAUCGGUUCCUACUGGCCAAGUGCCUACUCCCCGCGCUGCGUUUCUCCGUACAUUUUCCGGCCAGGCUUCUCCCACCAGUAGGACCAUGAUCAGCACCCCUCCCCUCCGCUCUGCCACCACCCCCUCUACUCGCCGCUCCUACUUUUCCCCGGCCCUCGCCUCCCCCACAGGGAGCAUGAGCCCCACCUUGUCUAUCCCGAUGAUCACCUGCACGCCUGCGCCUGCGACGGUGUUGAAGGACGGCAAGGAGGUCGACUCGGACGAAGAGGAAGGGGACGUUGUGCUUUUCGAGGGCGAGAUCUUUGAGAGCGAGAGCGAGUCGGAUGAAGAUGAGGUUCUUUCAGAGGGCGGGGAGAUUGAGCAGGAGAUGAUGAAGGAGAGGGAGAGGGAGAUGAGGGCCGAGGUGAUGAAGAGGAUGCUCAUGCAGCGCCGAAAGUCGGACUAG